This is a messenger RNA of Acanthochromis polyacanthus (spiny chromis), 5388 nucleotides long. RefSeq names its product E3 ubiquitin-protein ligase RNF19A-like. Gene Ontology annotation, molecular function: zinc ion binding; ubiquitin conjugating enzyme binding; ubiquitin protein ligase activity. Gene Ontology annotation, biological process: positive regulation of proteasomal ubiquitin-dependent protein catabolic process; ubiquitin-dependent protein catabolic process; protein polyubiquitination. The record is from RefSeq and is a predicted model, not a curated record. The transcript has 10 exons. Gene Ontology annotation, cellular component: ubiquitin ligase complex; cytoplasm. Bases 407 to 2983 code for a protein of 858 amino acids. Lineage: Eukaryota; Metazoa; Chordata; Actinopteri; Pomacentridae.
CUUGACGGCAGUCAUACUCGGGGAAUGCACCUUAGCGUCCUGCCAAGUUUUCUGCUUCACAUUUUCGACUGCUAGGACAUUGAGACACCAGCAUACACCUCUGUGGCGAAGUUAAAGGGAUACGAGGGAAAUAAAAAGGCUUUUGCCCUACAUCAGAAAAUCUGCAUCUCAACCUCAACAGAACCACUGUGAUUUAAACGAACAACCAUAUCGCCAACCUGCUGACCUCCUGUACCAGUUUCCUGCCACCAUGUCCUAGCUGACAGUCGUCUUACUCCCUUCCUUGACCAUCUUCUCCCUUAAACCCUACUCCUUCUUUCCACCUUCCUUUCCCCUUGCCAUCCCUUUCUCCUCUCCUGAUGUUGUGAAUUCUGGUUGGAACACCAGUGGCGCCCCUUCUGGCGUGAUGAGCAGCCUGCACCAGCAGCAUCAUGGCAGCACAGGCUCAGAGCGAGACCUUCAGUCCGCUGCCUCCUCUGUUAGCCUCCCUUCAGUCAGAAAGACCCCUAAGAAACGCCGCCUGUCGCUCCACUCGCUUUUCGGACGACGACGGCGACCCGACCGCGACCCCAAACGCAAGUCGAGGCCUCUGCAGGCUGGAGCUGGAGUAGACGGCAUUGUCAGCGUGGAAAGCGUGCAGUCAGAGACUUUACAAGACAAAACUUCAACCAACCCUCCUUCAGAUGUAGCGUCGACUUCAUCAGUGUCGGGGUCUUCAUCGGAGCUGCUGGAGUGCCCUCUGUGCCUACUGCGUCAUGCACGGGAGCGCUUCCCCGACAUCAUGACCUGCCACCACCGCUCCUGCGCAGACUGCCUGCGACAGUACCUGCGCAUCGAGAUCUCAGAGUCCCGCGUCAACAUCAGCUGCCCUGAGUGCUCGGAGCGCUUCAACCCCCAUGACAUACAGAUGAUCCUGGGAGACCGGGUCCUCAUGGAGAAGUACGAGGAGUUCAUGCUGAGGAGGUGGCUGGUUGCUGAGCCCGACUGCCGCUGGUGCCCUGCCCCUGACUGCGGUUACGCCGUCAUUGCAUUUGGCUGUGCCAGCUGCCCAAAGAUCACCUGUGGGCGUGAGGGCUGCGGGACGGAGUUCUGCUAUCACUGCAAACAGCUGUGGCAUCCCAACCAGACAUGUGACACGGCACGGCAACAGCGGGCCCAAAACCUCCGACUGAGGAGCUUCAGGUCGUCCUCCCUCAGCUACAGUCAAGAGAGCGGAGCGCCAGGUGAUGACAUCAAACCGUGCCCUCGCUGUGCUGCCUACAUCAUCAAGAUGAAUGAUGGAAGCUGUAACCACAUGACCUGUGCUGUCUGCGGUUGUGAGUUCUGUUGGCUCUGCAUGAAGGAGAUCUCUGACCUGCACUACUUAAGUCCGUCUGGCUGCACCUUCUGGGGCAAGAAGCCCUGGAGCAGAAAGAAGAAGAUUCUGUGGCAGCUUGGCACGUUAGUGGGAGCGCCUGUGGGUAUCGCUCUCAUCGCUGGCAUCGCCAUCCCUGCUAUGAUCAUUGGCAUCCCAGUCUAUGUGGGCAGAAAGAUCCAUAAUCGCUACGAGGGCAAGGACAUCUCAAAGCACAAGAGAAACUUGGUGAUCGCUGGCGGUGUCACGCUGUCUGUGAUCGUGUCGCCCGUGGUUGCUGCAGUCACUGUCGGCAUUGGUGUUCCCAUCAUGCUUGCUUACGUCUACGGAGUCGUUCCAAUCUCCUUGUGCCGGAGUGGAGGCUGUGGGGUUUCUGCUGGAAACGGCAAAGGGGUGCGAAUCGAGUUUGAUGACGAAAAUGACAACAUCGGCAGCGGGGCAGCGGCCACAGACACAACCUCUGUAGCAGAGACACGACUCAACAAUCCCAGUCUUGGAGAUGGAGCGAGUGUUGGUGGUCUGACCGGUCUGAGCCUCAGCGUCAGCGGGAGCCACAUGGAGCGCUGUGGCGUUAGCUCGGCUCAGCGGGACAACAUGAGCGACAACGCCAGCACCACGGCCCUCGCUGGAACCAGCAUCACUGGCAGCCUGUCUGGCAGCUGCUACAACCGGAUGGAAGUGCAAGCUGACGUCCAGAAGGAACGAUGCAGUCUGAGCGGAGAGUCAGCCACCGUCAGUCUGGGUACAAUAAGUGAUAACGCGAGCACAAAGGCCAUGGCAGGGUCUAUCCUCAAUGCCUACAUGCCUCUGGAAAGAGACAACAGUCUGGAGGUGCAGGUAGAUGUGGAGUCCAAGCAGGAGAAGGUGAGGCACUGCAGCGCCAGCAGCAGCCUGGAUGAAGCCAGCUGUAGCAGCAGCACUGCUGGCCUCAAAGGAGCCAGCAGUGGCGCCUGCUCAUGUCCCUCCACCUGCUGCGCUGCUCACCACAGCAACCACUGCUGCCCCUCAUCACCUUGGUCAAAGGACCCAUCCACUUCAGGGAGCAAAAAAAGCAAAGGCAAGCUUUGGAAAAGAGCAAGCAGCAGCAGCAGCAGCAAGGCAGAAACGAAAAAUAAUGAACCACAAGGCGAUGUGGAUGCUCAGCUCCUGGAGCAGCGCAGCACUAACUCCUCAGAGUUUGAUUCUCCGUCCCUGAGCGGCAGCCUUCCCUCUGUGGCCGACUCCCACUGCAGCCACUUCUCCUCCGAGCUCAGCUGCUCAGACCCUGAAACCUCAAGACCGGCUCCAGCGGCCUGCUCUGCCCCAAUGGACCCAAACCCUCUUCAUACCAGCACCUUCAAUGAUGUCACCAUCGCACCCAUGCCUGAGGUGGAGAAUGACCGCCUGGAGCAUUUCGCCCCCCAGAGCACCCACGCAGGCUUCACCCACCGCCUGCUGUCUUCGUCCCCCCCUGCUUCACCAGAAGAGGGAAGUAGUGGGACGUUUCUAUACAUCAGCGAGGAGAGUGUGGGCGACGCUGCAGAAAGAGAACAGGAGAACGACGAGAGCAUUAAAGAGACCACCAACGACGCUGCUGCUGCACAGCCUGUCAGCCCAAAAAGGAGGCGCUGUAUACAGACAGACAUCUAAAGGAGCUCUUCAGUCCUUCUGCUGUGUUACCACUGCAAGCACAGUUAGCCUUACCAGCUAAUCUCAGUCGAGUGAAGCCCCAAGAAAGUGGGAGUCAGAGUCAAGGCUAUAAAUUUGAUUCAAAUUUUUGUCUGCUGCUAAUGCAGGAUUAAUAUGUGAAUGUCAGUGUUACAGAGAGGGUCAAGGUCUAUGUUGGAGAGAGAUUUCUGGAUAAAGUAAGGAGGAUCCCAGUUAAGUCAAAGACCGUUUGGAUCUGUGAUGGAUGAAGUUCCAGACAGUUGAAGCUAGAGCAGCAAGAUCUAUCGUAAGUGGAGGUGAAUGUACAUGGACGAGUGUCAAACAGGUUAUCAGUGUGGUUCAAUUCUGCAGAAGGCCUGUCCAGCUGUUAUGAAGAUCUGCAAAGUCUUGACAGUUUAUCUUUAGACUGAUUUUUCCAAAGUCCAGAUACUUACAAAGAGCAGGACUGAUGAAGCUGGAUAGGAGCGACUAUAAGGUGUGAUUCUUUUUAAUAGUAAAAUGAGCUGCUAUUAUGAAAAAAAAAGAUUCUCCUUCAUCACAUCUGCAAAAACCUGGUUGUCUUCUGGUUUUGCAUGAGUCGGAGGAACAUGUCAUCACUGUGGUCCACCGCUGUGCCACCAGCUCAUUCUGUGAUCUCUUAAAAUGGAGAAACACCACAGCUAAAGGAUUGUACAGACUAUAGAGGGACCAGUUAAUACAGUAGCACAGUUUAUUUUCCAUAAUCACAUAUAAGAAAAAUUAUUAUGGUUGCUUUUGUUUAAAACGUGACUCCUGUUUUUGUGCUAUGUGUUUGCUUAUUGUUAUUUUCCAUUUUGGGAAAGUUGGUGUUAAUGUUGAAGCCCUGUGUUGGGUCCAACCUGUUUAGUAGAACUGGAUGGGAGAAGAAUUGACAAAUGCUCAAAAAGUAGCCUUUCUUUCUAAAUAUUGUGGUUGCCAUCUUGUAGUAAUUAUUUCUUCACGACUUCCUGUCUGCACUGGUAGUUUAUUGUUUGUGGUUGCACCUGUGCAGAGGUGAGAGUUUCUAUGAUAUCGUGGAUUCAUGAGAGGUGUUUUCAAGAAAGGGAAUGUAAGUUAUUCCUUUAAAAAUGCAAAAAAAAAAAAAAAAAAAAAGCAAAGCCCAGUUUUUAAAUAUAAGCCUGUAGCAUUUCUUACUAAUUACUAAUACAGGGCUUGCUUUAGUAAUCAGCCGGUAAAGCUGGAAAGUCAACCAAACAAUGUAUUUGCAAUAAAUUAAACAAGCUUUCAAGUAGCUAUAUACAAUAAGAGCAAAUGUUUCCAGUCAGGAAACGCAUAAACUUUAUAUGAAAUGACAUGUUGUGCAAUGAGAAGCUCCUCUUGUGUAUCUGAGCACAUCUUAUUCAAUAUUCAGUAGUGAAUGUACAGUAAUAAUGUUCAGUUGUCGAUUCUCCCUCAGUCAUAUCCAAAUCAAAAUCUUAUUUUUUGAUUCAGAGCUUUGGGUGUAUUUUAACUACAAAAUGUUUCGAGGUCGUUUCUUAAAUCCUCACAGAUGAUUGAUGCAGAUAAUUUUGUAUUUGUGGAACCUACAGUGCCUUUAUGGGGAAAAUUCCUGUGUAUAAUUUUUUUUAUUUUAUUUUUAUUUCUUCCUUCUGUGUGUCUUCAAAUGAUAAACAUAAAAAUAAGAAUAGAAUUGAUCAUAUUUGCCUCACAAAAGGCUUCAAAUGCAGGAAAACCUGAUAAAUACUCGCCCUUUUCUAAAUGCUGUCACACUAGCUGGUUUAGCCUACCAAAGACUGCUCUCAGGCCACUGCGGUUGACACUUGACAGAACGGUUAUUAUAUGUGAUAGUAACUGAACAAGUUUCUUAUGGAAAUCUACUUAAACACAUGAGAAAGUUCAGUCCGCACAACGGCAUUUGGGGUAAUACGUCAAACCAAAAACAGUCGUCUUUAAGAAUUGUUCAAAUGUUCCCCUGAAGUAGCCAAAGUUUGUAGAGUUUAUGUGCUCUUGGAAGAAUAAUCAGCACAUGUUAGCAAUAAAACCCCCGUUUAUUCCAAGCACUCAUCAGUGACAGACUGCAUCUUGUCUUCAGCAGCUGGAGUACAUUUUCAGCAUGACCACAGAUCUUUUAGCUGUGACGUCAGCCGGCCAGCCUCACCAAAAGCUGGUCAUCAGAGUAACUGUGGUGUCAACUAAUAGACACUUUUGCUACACCUCAGAAGCCUCCAGCUGCAGGAUGUAGUCCCACCCUUCUUACGUACUGUCUGUUAUAAAAGCCUGUGUAACUCCUCACUAUUUGAAGACUAGCGUCACAUUCUGAUUUGGUCAAAAGAAACUUAUGCUGUUUGAAAAUGGAUAUAUUUCCUAAUUAUUUGCUUCAUAGUAUGCAUGUAAAUGCAUAUCUUUCAACAAUAAAAUUUGAAAAACAA